AUGGAAGACCCCCUCGACCUCCCCUCCCCCACAACCACGAUCCUCACCCUCACCAAAUUCCACGCCACCCUCGCCACCCUCCUCCUCGCCACCACCACCACCGCCGACGGCCACCUCACCCUCGUCAGCGCGCUGGCCUACGCCCACUGCUGGAGCGCCACCCUCGGCUUCGCCUGGUGGCCGGUGUUUCACGUGCUGUGCGUGGGGCUGGUGCUGGCGCUGGUGGGGGACAUGCUGCUGGUCGGGGUGAGGGCGGUGGAGGGGCGUGCUGCUGAGCGUGGUGCUGCGGAGCGGGGUGGUGGUGGGAAUGGCUGGGGGAUGGAUCAGUUGGUGGGGAUUGCGGCUAUGGUUGUGGUCGGCGGACCGCUCGGGCUGUUGGUCGUCAUCGCCUGCCCCGGUGUGGGUUGGUAUUUGCGUCGUGCGGGCGAGAUUCUCAAGUGGAUCUUCCCGUAUACUGCCUCUGCGCUUGGGUUCAUUCUGAAGUGGCUGCUCCGGAGUCUGCGGGUGGUACUGGCGUGGUUCUUCUGGGCGACUCGGCUGGCAUUCCGGACUUUCCGGGGCACGGACUGAACGGGGAGAAAGCUCGACUACCACCACGGCAGAGUCGAGGAAACGGAUAUGAGUGUCGGGUGAGGAAAGCAAUGGGUAUCUGAGGAUCGGUUGGGAGUCGGGCCUUGGCUUCUAGAUGUGGCCGAGACGUGGAACGGUCUUCAUAGCAACAGCUCGUAUACUACGUUGCCUCAAUGUGUCAUCUCUCCUUUACGAUCGCUG
Chaetomium fimeti is the source of this 771-nucleotide messenger RNA. RefSeq lists its product as uncharacterized. The transcript is spliced from 3 exons. The record is from RefSeq and is a predicted model, not a curated record. The coding region runs from base 1 to 570 and encodes 189 amino acids. Lineage: Eukaryota; Fungi; Ascomycota; Sordariomycetes; Sordariales; Chaetomiaceae.